This is a messenger RNA of Funneliformis geosporum, 2691 nucleotides long. NCBI's taxonomy places the organism in Eukaryota, Fungi, Glomeromycota, Glomeromycetes, Glomerales, Glomeraceae. The record is from the annotation of a GenBank genome assembly.
AUGUUACAACUCGAACCCCGCCACUACCAAAUAAUUCAAUUGAUUUUUUCCAAAUACCCUUAUAAAUAUUAUAUUUAUGGUUCCCGAGCCAAAGGAACUGCCCGCCGAUUGUCAGACCUUGAUCUUUGUUAUUUAGAAGAGAUUCCGGAUGCUUUGGCACUUCAAAUUGAGGAAGAAUUUAAAGCAAGCGAUUUACCUUUUUUGGCGGAAUUAGAGUUAGGAGUUGGAGGUUUACCAGUGCUAAAAAGAAUAAAAUUAAAAAUUAAUGCAGUUGUGGUACAUCUUUCGGGUAAUGCUAAUCACGAACCCAAAGUUGGUAAUAGUCUUAUACAGUUAACAAAGGAUACUAAUAUUGUUGCAAUUUCAGAGGCUGCUGGUAAUGCGGAUGUUGCUCAAUUAGGUGGUCAAAAUGUUACGGGUGCUGGACGUGUUCUUUUUGAAGUUCCCACCAAGGAUGUUCGGGGAAUUGUAAAUGAUACUGUCGCUACUAGUUUAAAACUACCUGAUGGCAUUAAUGGUAUUGCAUGGUCAAAAGGGAAUAUCAAACUUUAUCUUGGUAAUCAAAUUACUUUUGAGAAAAUAAUAAUUAAUGUAGAGGAUGUGGUUGAUACUCAACCUUUUAAAUUAAGUAACGAUAAUGCUGCUAAUGACCUUUCUAAGUGGAAAAAAAAAUUAUCGGUUUUAGAAAUUACAUUACAAGAAGAACUUGGUUUCACAACUCUUGAUGAGGUAUUAAAAGCCAAUGCUAAUGGAUUUACUAUAAGAAAGCGUAAGGAUGGUGUAAACGAAUCUACUACUGAUGAAACAAUUGGUUCAAAAACCGGAGGAACGGCUAUUAAAAAAGUUCUUAGUGGUAAAAAAUACCGAGGUUUUGAUAUUAUAGAUAGCAACCAAGUUGAAAAAAAUGCCGGGGAAAGAGGGGCGAUUUCACACAACACUCCUACUUUAUUAAGUACGAGAACCAAUGUAAAUGAGGUUUUGUUCAAAAAGGCAUUUAAGCCUUCUAUUGAUGGUAGAUAUAAAAAAGAUGACAUUGACACUUUUCGCCAAGUAUUCUACGACACAAGCAAAUCCAAUAAAGAGGACUUCCGUGGUUUCUCAGUCGCUUAUGCUAAUAAUUUAACACCUGUUGCUCCAGCAACCAAUGACAAAGAUGCCACUGAUGCAACUUAUAAUACAAAAAAUAUUAUGAAUAAAGGUGAGAUAAUUAAGGGUCGAUUAGAUGGAAAGAAAAUUGCUGGUUCGGACACCGCUACUGAUUAUAAAAAUAAUAACCUUCAAUUUACUAAAUGUAUUUAUGAUGUUGUAGGAAGUACUGCUAAUAAAACUGCUGCAGUUAAUAACUUUUUUGCAACUGAUUUUGAUACGGCAAUUGCUGUAGGUACGACGGAUGAUGAACGAGGGGAAGUUUUUGCUGCUUAUACUAGCAUGAAAAACUUCUUAACUUUAUAUGAUGUAGAUUAUUCAACUUAUGAUGAUAGUAAAAAGACUGAAUUACUAAGUACCUAUAAACAAUUGGAAGAAUUCCGUGAUGCUACGAGUGAAAUUACUGCCGCAAUUGGAAAAACAGCUCCAACCAAAGCUCCAGAAACCAAUGUAACGGAAACCGAAAUUAAUGCGGCACGGGAUGGAUUGACUUUAACUUCCAAAGAUGAUGACUUUAAAAAUAAAUUGAAAGCAAUUUUUGAUGAUACUGCUAAUCAAACCGAAUUAAAAAAUCACCCUAAAACAUUUUUGGAUGACUUAGUGGAAUUAGUGAAAUUAAUUGAUAAAGCCUACACCGAUGGCGACAACUUAGAAAAGUCUAAAUUAGAGGUUUAUUCGAAAGCUGCGGAUGGUGAGACUGCUUUAGGACUUGCUAAAAAGACAGGUGAUGAAACCCCAGCCCAAAAAUUAGAAAAAGCCCAAAUUGCCUUAAAAGGGGUGAUCGCGGAGGUGCUUGGUAAAGCAGACGCCGAUAAUGAAGUUUACAACAAGAUAACUAAGGACAAGAAUGAAGAUAUUACUUUUAUAAAAGAAGUAACCGAAAUUAUUAAAAAAGCCCAAGCAUUUUUACUCAAGUCUAAAGCAGACGCUCGUACUGGUUUAAAGGCUUUCACUGAUGAACUCAAAGGCAAAGAGGCUUCAGUAACCGCCAUAGAUACUAAUCUAAAAGUUAACGGAGUUGGUUAUAUAACUCAUGCUAAAAACCAUGGUGCAAAGUUAAAUGUAGAGUUGACCACAGCCAUUGAAAAGGCCAAACUUGAUAAAGUGACCAGUAGAAACGAUGCCAAAACUAAAACUGAUGCUUUCAAACUUACUGAUGACUACGAAGCAUUAGACCCUAGUGCCUUAGUAGAAAAAACUCAACAAGAAGCAAAAGAUUUAGUUCCAAUCUUACAGGAAUUGCUUAAGAAACCUGAUAUUAAAAGUACCUUUACUACUAAAGAUGAUUACGAAAAGUUGAAAGGAAAUUUUGAAAAAAUGGAAGGUUUUAAAAAAAGUUCUGAAUAUGGAAAACUACUUCCGGAGGAUAAAACGGCUUUUGAUGGCUUGUUAACAGAAGUUAAAGCCCAAGUUGAUGAAUUAGCCAAAACCCAUGGUACUACAACAAAUACUGAUACUAACGGUGAUAAACCUUUCUUUAAAACUCCGUUAGGUAUCAUGGUAAUUAUUGUUGGUGUGAUUGCGGUGUUAGGAGGAAUUGCUUGA